Apis cerana (Asiatic honeybee) is the source of this 1767-nucleotide messenger RNA. RefSeq names its product globin 1 (gene Glob1). Gene Ontology annotation, biological process: oxygen transport. Gene Ontology annotation, cellular component: extracellular region; hemoglobin complex. The record is from RefSeq and is a predicted model, not a curated record. Gene Ontology annotation, molecular function: heme binding; oxygen binding. NCBI's taxonomy places the organism in Eukaryota, Metazoa, Arthropoda, Insecta, Hymenoptera, Apidae.
CCCUCCCCCCUUCCCCUGCCUUUUUUUAGCUCCAACGAUCGAACGAUCGAAUUCGAUUCGGAACCGUUCGAAACAGAAAAUGUAUAUAUAUAUAUAUAUAUGUGUGUGUAUAUAUGUGUAUACGAGAGUUCAGUGACCAAACAGGCGUUAACCAAGUCGAAUAAUCGGUUAACCGACUUAACCGGUUGGCCGCUGAUCGUGUAAAGAGAGGCUUUAAUAAUUUUAAUCAUUUAACCGCGUGGCCAUUAGCCGGUGGCGGAGGCGUGUUGGCGGAGGGGGUGGAUUUAAAAUAGCAUUAGAUAGGCAGUGGCCGUCAGUCGGGCACGAAGAACGAGUAGUCGGCGUCCAACCGUGUCAGCGAUUGAGCGAAUUGAAAAACGACAGUACGUGGCACGUGACAUAUCAUACAGAAUUACGGUAAAUUGUGGUGGCUCGCUGUAUCCCGACCGUGUUUGAUAACCGGCGAUCAUGACGUCUCACCGAACCUCUCGAUUUAUUAUUAAAUAAGAUCCGCCAUUCGUUCUAUCUUCUUCUUUUUCUCUUCUCCUUCUUCUCCUUCUUCUUCUUCCUCCUUCCUUUUCCUUCCUUCCUUCCUUCCUUCCUUCUUUCUUUCUUUCUGCUUUUUUUCCCCUUUUUUUGUCCCUCUCGUCGAUCCUCUUAAAGAUAAAGCGUCACGUGUGUAUAUAAUGGUAUAAUUUCAUCAGACAAGCGUAUUCCUUCCAUUUCGUACCGAAUGCUUUCUUUUUUGGCUUCGAUUUCGUAGGAGGGGAGGAGGAGGAGGAGGAGGAGAAGCAGACUCAUUCCUCGCCUAUUUCUGACUCGAAAGGGCUCCUUCUUUUUUUUUUUUUUUCCUUUUCUUUUCUUUCUUUCUUUUCUUUCGCCCGACGCACGUCGCAACGACGAUACCCAACAGACGAGGAGCGAUGGGAACGUUUCUACGUUUCCUCGGGAUUUCGUCAUCGGACGAUAACAGGAUCGAUCAGGCGACAGGAUUGACCGAGAGGCAGAAGAAAUUAGUGCAGAACACGUGGGCAGUUGUCAGGAAGGACGAGGUAGCUUCCGGGAUUGCCGUGAUGACCGCAUUCUUUAAAAAAUAUCCGGAAUAUCAGCGAUACUUUACCGCUUUCAUGGACACUCCCUUGAACGAAUUGCCGGCUAAUAAACGGUUUCAAGCUCAUUGUGCCAGCGUAAUUACGGCCUUAAAUAAUGUUAUCGAUUUCUUGCACGACCCAGGAUUAAUGGAGGCUAGCCUAAUCGGUUUGGUCGAGAGGCAUAAAAAACGCGGCCAAACGAAGGAAGAAUUCCAGAACUUGAAGGAAGUAAUGUUGGAAGUUCUUCGCCAAGCGUUGGGGAAGCAAUACACGCCGGAAGUAGCCGAGGCGUGGAACAAAACUUUGGACAUGAUGUUCGCGAAAAUAUAUCAGGUUUUCGCUUCUUGAAGAACGAGUUUAUCCGUUAUUAUUUUUUUCUCUCUCUCUAAUUUAGUCAGUUAAAAAUUGUAUCAUAUAUAUAUAUAUAUAAAUAACGCAUUACUUGCGAAAUUAAAAGAGAAAUUGAAAGAAACGAGAAGAGAAAAAUAUUUUAAAAGUUUGAUAUUCGCGUAUAUGGAAAUAUAUAUUUUUAAAAUGAUUUCUGUGUAAUUAAUAAUAAUAUUAGGAUAUAUAUAUAUAUACGAAUAUUGUUUUAUUUUGUGUACCUUACGUUGUGUACAACGUUGAAACAAAUUGAUACAUUUUUAAUUAAAAAUACGCAACUGUUUAAGAUCAA